This is a messenger RNA of Chroicocephalus ridibundus (black-headed gull), 8570 nucleotides long. RefSeq names its product ATPase phospholipid transporting 11B (putative) (gene ATP11B). Gene Ontology annotation, cellular component: endoplasmic reticulum; plasma membrane; recycling endosome. NCBI's taxonomy places the organism in Eukaryota, Metazoa, Chordata, Aves, Charadriiformes, Laridae. The record is from RefSeq and is a predicted model, not a curated record. The transcript is spliced from 32 exons. Gene Ontology annotation, molecular function: ATPase-coupled intramembrane lipid carrier activity; ATP hydrolysis activity; magnesium ion binding. Gene Ontology annotation, biological process: phospholipid translocation. Bases 235 to 3678 code for a protein of 1147 amino acids.
CCGGGCGUUGGCGUGGGGGGUGUCAGCGGCGUCCUGUGAUGGCGGCGGCGGGGCGCCGGCAGCCGCGGCGGCCGGGCGCGCGGGGCGGGCUGUGCCGCUCCUAACUCGGCGUCGGGCCCCUGCGCCAUGGCGAGGAGCCGCGUCGGGCGGCGAGCCUGAGGCGGCGGCAGCAGCGGAGGGCGCGGCACUGCCGAGGGGGCCCCGCCGCGGGGGCCGCGACCCGCCCCGCCGGGGAUGUUGCGGUGGGUCCGGCAGCAGCUGGGUUUUGACCCACCGCAUCAAAGCGAUACAAGAACUAUUUAUAUAGCAAAUCGUUUUCCCCAGCACGGCCAUUAUGUUCCUCAGAAGUUUGCGGACAACAGAAUCAUAUCAUCCAAGUAUACAGUGUGGAAUUUUGUUCCAAAAAACUUAUUUGAGCAGUUCAGAAGAGUAGCCAACUUCUAUUUUCUGAUUAUUUUUUUGGUUCAGCUCAUGAUCGAUACCCCUACCAGUCCUAUUACCAGUGGAUUGCCAUUAUUCUUUGUCAUAACUGUGACAGCCAUAAAACAGGGUUAUGAGGACUGGCUACGACAUAAAGCAGACAAUGAAGUGAACGGUGCUCCGGUUUAUGUUGUUCGAAGUGGUGGCCUUGUAAAAACGAGAUCUAAGAACAUUCGGGUGGGGGACAUUGUCAGAGUAGCCAAAGAUGAGACUUUUCCUGUUGAUCUGGUGCUUCUGUCAUCUGAUCGAGUUGACGGUUCAUGCCAUGUUACUACUGCAAGUUUGGACGGAGAGACCAAUCUUAAGACACACGUUGCAGUCCCAGAAACAGCAGUGUUACAGUCUGUUGCCAACCUGGACAAACUCGUAGCUGUCAUAGAGUGUCAGCAGCCCGAAGCAGAUCUGUACAGAUUUGUUGGAAGAAUAACUAUAAGUCAACAAGCUGAAGAAAUCGUACGACCUCUUGGGCCUGAAAGUCUCUUACUUCGUGGAGCAAGAUUAAAAAACACUAAAGAAAUAUUUGGUGUUGCAGUGUAUACAGGUAUGGAGACAAAGAUGGCAUUAAAUUACAAGAGUAAAUCUCAGAAACGGUCAGCAGUAGAAAAGUCCAUGAAUUCCUUUUUGAUUAUUUAUCUAAUAAUCCUCCUCUUUGAAGCCAUUCUGAGUACUAUUUUAAAGUAUGCGUGGCAAGCUGAAGAAAAAUGGGAUGAGCCUUGGUAUAACGGAAAAACAGAGCAUGAAAGAAACAGCAGUAAGAUCCUGCGAUUUAUUUCAGAUUUUCUUGCUUUUCUGGUACUUUACAAUUUUAUCAUACCUAUAUCACUUUAUGUGACUGUUGAGAUGCAGAAAUUUCUUGGAUCUUUUUUUAUUGGCUGGGACCUUGACCUCUAUCAUGAAGAAACAAACCAGAGAGCACAAGUAAAUACUUCAGACCUCAAUGAGGAACUGGGACAGGUAGAGUAUGUGUUUACAGACAAAACUGGUACAUUAACUGAAAAUGAGAUGCAGUUUCGGGAGUGCUCCAUUAACGGCAUAAAGUACCAAGAAGUCAAUGGUAAACUAACUCCAGAGGGGUUUUCUGAAGAUUCUCCAGAUGGAAAUAGGCAUAGUUUGAUGAAAGAGGAAGAACUCUUCCUGAAAGCCGUUUGUCUCUGUCACACAGUGCAGAUCAAUGCAGAUCAGACCGAUGGUGCUGAUGGGCCCUGGCACGCCAAUGGCAUCGCAGCCCCGCUGGAGUAUUACGCUUCUUCACCGGACGAGAAAGCUUUGGUGGAAGCUGCAAGCCGGGUUGGAGUGGUAUUUACUGGAACUAGUGGGGACAGUAUGGAAAUAAAAAGUCUUGGAAAACCAGAAAGGUAUAAAUUGCUUCAUGUUUUGGAGUUUGAUCCAAAUCGCAGACGAAUGAGUGUCAUUGUAGAGAGUCCCUCAGGGGAAAAGCUCUUAUUCACAAAGGGAGCAGAAUCUUCCAUUCUUCCUCGUAGUAAGAGUGGAGAAAUAGACAAAACCAGGAUACAUGUGGAUGAAUUUGCCUUGAAAGGACUAAGAACUUUGUGCGUAGCCUACAGAAGAUUCACGCCUGAGGAGUACCAAGAGGUUGGCAAACGCCUGCAUGAGGCCAGGACUGCCUUACAGCAACGGGAAGAGAGAUUAGCAGAUGUGUUCAACUUCAUAGAAAGGGAUCUGGAAUUACUUGGGGCUACAGGAGUAGAAGACAAGCUGCAGGAGAAAGUCCAAGAAACCAUAGAAGCACUCAGGUUGGCCGGUAUCAAAGUGUGGGUACUCACUGGAGAUAAGCACGAAACAGCCGUUAGUGUCAGUUUAUCGUGUGGACACUUUCACAGAACCAUGAACAUCCUUGAGCUCGUGCAGCACAAGUCAGACAGCACGUGCGCAGAGCAGCUGAGGCAGCUAGCCAAGAGAAUAAAGGAAGACCAUGUUAUCCAGCACGGCCUGGUUGUGGAUGGGACCAGCCUCUCUCUUGCACUCAGGGAACAUGAAAAACUGUUCAUGGACGUUUGCAAAAACUGUUCAGCAGUGUUGUGCUGUCGCAUGGCACCCCUUCAGAAAGCAAAGGUAGUGCGACUGUUAAAAACGUCUCCAGAGAAACCUAUAACAUUAGCGAUCGGUGAUGGUGCUAACGAUGUGAGCAUGAUACAGGAAGCACACGUUGGCAUAGGAAUCAUGGGCAAGGAAGGAAGACAGGCUGUAAGAAACAGUGACUAUGCAAUAGCACGGUUUAAAUUCCUCUCCAAAUUGCUUUUUGUUCAUGGGCACUUUUACUAUAUUAGAAUAGCAACCCUUGUACAGUACUUUUUUUAUAAGAAUGUGUGCUUUAUUACACCACAAUUUUUAUAUCAGUUCUUCUGUUUGUUUUCACAACAAACGCUGUAUGACAGUGUAUACCUGACUUUGUACAAUAUUUGUUUCACUUCCUUGCCUGUCCUCAUAUACAGUCUUUUUGAACAGCAUGUGCAUCCGCAUGUAUUACAGAGUAAACCUGUGCUUUAUCGAGACAUCAGUAAAAAUGCCCAUCUGGGGUUUAAACCAUUUCUUUACUGGACCAUCUUGGGCUUCUUUCAUGCAUUUGUUUUCUUUUAUGGCUCGUAUCUUCUAAUGGGAGAAGACACUUCUCUGCUGGGAAAUGGCCAGAUAUUGAAACCUAACAGGCAAAUGAUGUUUGGAAACUGGACAUUCGGUACUUUGGUCUUCACCGUUAUGGUUAUAACUGUUACGAUGAAGAUGGCACUAGAAACUCACUUCUGGACAUGGAUAAACCAUUUUGUUACUUGGGGAUCCAUUGUGUUUUAUUUCAUAUUCUCCUUGUUUUAUGGGGGAAUUAUCUGGCCAUUUUUACAUACCCAGGACAUGUACUUUGUAUUUGUUCAACUGUUGUCAAGUGGUUCUGCUUGGUUUGCCAUAAUCCUCAUAGUAGUUGCUUGUUUGUUUCUUGAUGUUGUGAAGAAAGUGCUGUACAGACACCUACAACCAACGAGUACCGAAAAAGCUCAGAUGUACUCCAACAGAGUUGCUUUAAGUGACGAGUUCAUCGCACUGCAGCCAUUGUCCAGGGCCAGGAAUCAGCUGAGCAAAAUUAGCUUACUGAGGCAGGUUCAGGUAUCAACUGCUUGGACUCCAUGUGCUGCGUCUCAGCUGGGGAAGCAGCAGGCGCAUCUCUUAGAGGAGUGCUGGAGCGAGUGACGGGGCGGUGCGGCGCCGGCCGGCCCAGCAGAUCAUGGAGUUCAUCGGAUCCCUUCUAUGCCAACGACAGAAGCAUCUUGACUCUCUCCACAAUGGACUCGGCCACUUGUUGACAGGGACGUUUGUAGCUGGCGCGUGGAAGGCGGGUGGUGUCAUGCACCCACCGCGGCCCCGAGGCCGGCUCACGCCUGAGCCCUGCCCUCGGAAAGAGGAGCGUGACUUCUAAACGCACGCCGCGGCUUGUCUUGUGCCUGGCAGGGCUCGACUGCUGUCCAGCCGCUUCCAAUAUUUUUUUUUCUAAUUAUAUCCACAAACUGCUAAAUUAUUUUUUGUAAGGAACGCUUUUACCUCCGACCAUUUAAUCUUUUCGUUACCGUAUGAGCGGUUGGAAUGCUGCCGUUGACAGCGGAGAUGCCAGCGUAGUGCAGUGACAAAUGCUUCCUUCUCCCAAAUCGGAGCGAGCCAAUAGAACUGAAUUUGCACAAUGAAACUGUAAAAGUUGCGUUUUUCACGGCGACGCUUCGGUUGAAACACACACGGGUUAAUUCUGAGCUGUCCCCCACAGACGCUGUCUUAGCAGUUUGCAAAUCGACUGUGUUAUCUCCACGGAGGGUUACUGUAGCCUCCGAGCAAUCUGUUUGGUAAUUUUUGAGAGUUAAAUACAAUUCAAAUAUUUAUGCUGGUGUAUGAAUGGUUUAAUUAAAGUUUAAUUCAGAAGGCAGUCGUCUUCUAUUAUGCCCCGUGUGUUCUGUUAACAAUUCUUGAUCUUGACAUGGAAAAAGGUGUAAGAAUUGGUGGGUUGUGCAGAAAUCUCACUAGCAUAAAUGUUUUGAAUUAUUAAUCCUUCUAAAGUUGGGGAAUUUUUGCAUGUUUUAUUCUUUUUCAUGUAUUUUUAUUUGGUCGUGUUGUAUGUUGAAGAUACAAUUAAUAUGCAAUUAUCUUCCUCUGUCUGAGGGCUGUGGGUCGGCGGUGGCAGUGUUUUGGUACCCGAGCACGCCAAUAAAAACCAGCGGCCGCGAUGGCGCCUUCCAUGGUGCAUCUGGGGGUGCCGCCCUGGUCCCUGCGCAGACGGGUCUGGGGGGUGGCACCCGUUGCCUGUCCCCUCCGCCAGGGUGACCGAAGCUGCUGGUGGCUUUAGAGGGGGGGAUCAGUGGAGGGGCCGGGGGCAGAGCGGUGCCUCGGCUGCGGCCAUUGUUGCGGCGGAGGCUGGUAAAGACGCUGCUGCUGCCUCUGGCCCCGUGUUUGGGACCCAGCUGGAACUUGGUUUCUGACCCUGACCUCCCAUCGCUAAUUGGAAGAAUCUUCCUGGCAGACAGUACAAGAUGUAAAGCUGUGUAUGACAAUUACCUCCGGGUGGAAUAAACUAAUUAAACACAGACGGUAAAAAAACAUCUACCAGAACUUCUGUAAUAAAGAGGUGGUUCACCAGUAUUAUAGAACCAUGGAAUGGUUUGGGUGGGAAGGGACCUUAAAGCCCCCCCAGUGCCACCCCCUGCCCUGGGCAGGGACACCUCCCACCAGCCCAGGUUGCUCCAAGCCCCGUCCAACCUGGCCUUGAACCCCUCCAGGGAUGGGGCAGCCACAGCUUCUCUGGGCACCCUGGGCCAGGGGCUCGCCGCCCUCACAGCCAAGAAUUUCUGCCUGAGAUCUCAUCUCAGUCUCCCCUCGGCCAGUUUGAAGCCAUUGCCCCUCGUCCCAUGGCUCCCCUCCCUGCGCCAGUGCCCACUCGGCUUCGGUGCUGCCUCCCAGGCAAGUUAUGGGCAAAUACUUGUUAUUUCCCAAUUCAGGCAGCCGCGCCCCAGUAUGACGCCCCGGAGCACCCCCUGCUAUGGUCGCCCCGGGCUCCUUGCACCAGGGGAUCCGCGUGCUCCCGCCUGGCAGCGGCUCUGCUCCCCCCUGGGACCGCUGCCGUUGCCCUUCUGGGGGCACUGCGGGGGUGCGCUGGUGAUGGGCCGGCGUUGAUGGUGGGUCGCGUGGCUCUGAACCCCGGGCUGCGGCUGGGGUGUGACGGUCCCGCGGGUCAGGGCAACGUUUGUGCAGGACAGAACCGGGCACCGCAGCCUCGGGUCUGGCACUUGCAGCUCCUGAGGGUUUUGUCCCGGGCGCGGAGGAAAACCAGUCGCAGACUGGUUCAGCGGCUCAAAAAGGGAAUUAGGAAACGGGAGAAACAAAAUAAAAAUAAAGCAAAUUUUCCUUUUAAAUCCGUGCUGAGACCAGCGGUUCUAGCGGAGGUCUGGACCGUGCCUUCAAAUGCGGCGAAGCUCGGGCUUGGACGGUUCAGCCCUACUCUGGAGCCCCGCAGCGAGCGCCCGGGUCAUUAAGACUCGCUGCUAAUUGAGCGACCACACACAUAAUCAUGCCUGCGCCGUGUGACGGGUCCGGCCGUGUGCCACCUCCGGCCGCGCACAGCCCGGGGCCUGCCUGCCGGGGAGUAAACCGGUUCGCACCCCCCAGGCCCCAAAAAAACUUACCCGGGGACACAGCAGCAACAGCAUCCAUUGGGACUGCACCCGCCCCUGUAACCGUCUUGGUAGCUCAUGUCUGUAGUAGUGACUCCGUUCUUAAACUAAUGGUUUUCUCCGUAGUCGUUUCCCAUUCUGAGUCUCCAUGCCGCCAUGGGUGCCUGGGAAAUACGGAUUUGUUUGAAAUGCUCCUGUCAGAUCUCUGCUGUCCCCGUCCCGUCUGAAUCACAGCGUGUCACUCCCCACAAGCGCCUGUUUGUCCGUGUCAGUCCUUCUGUCCAUCUGUCCCCCGGCUCCUGUCCCACAAACGGGGCGAAUCCUGUGCUUUGGGCCACAGCCCCGCUCCAGGCGUUCAGACUGGCGGAGCUCUGUGCGGGUCGCGGGGGUCUGGGCUCUCGCCACACCAACACGUCGAUUGUAUUUGCACAAAAGCAGCAGAGCCCCGUGGCGGAAGAGUAACCGCCGGUCAUCGUGUGUGUCCUUAAAACCUUCCGUCUCCUCUCCUCCCUUCCCGCCCCGCUUUCCCUUUGCCCGGUGUUUGUCAGGUUACGGAAGAAACGCCUUUAAGCAAUUCAGGAAGAACUUAAGACUCCGUCUGCCUGCCAAGGUAUAUUUUUCUAUUGGCAGUGAACCUCAAGCAGUGAUGGCUCGUUUCGCAAGACCGCAGAGCCGGGUUGCAAAAGGCCACAGGUUUUGGUCUGACAAAUGCUUUGAAGACGUGACCGUGGGUUUGACCCGGUGUCACGAAGUUUGCAAAACGGCUUUCACGCAAGGCAGGAGCGGCCCGGCCCGUGCAGGUCUUCGCCGGCUCAAGGUGUCGGGGCGGGGGGAAUUCUCCACGGACCAGAAGAACCCGCCGCGGUGGGCGCCUGCCCUUGGGUGCGUGAGGGGCUGCGGGAGAAGCGGCCGCGAGAGCCGGGUCGGCGUCACCCACCGCUCGCCCCGAAACGCCUCGGGGGCGUCAGCGGGGCCGGGGGGGCCUGGGCUGGGUGACGGGCACAGCCCGCUGCCCUGCGCCACUGGGGCCUGCAGAAGGGCCCCUGCUCUCCCCAGCUUUUAGUUCUUCUGUGAGAAAUAGGGCUGGGGUUUGUUCCUCCGAAAAAACGUCGUUGCCAAACUCCACGCUUUUUGAAGGCGCAGCGGGGAAAAAAAAAAAAAAAAAAUGAAGUGGGUAGAUGCUCUGAAUUGUUUCAUGCACUACAAUGUAAAUGUUCUGCUUAAAAGAUUCUGUAUAUUUUUAAGGUUAUCAGUGGAGGGGGACCAAAUACAUGCAAAGGAAGGAAUGCUGAAAACUUGGCUUUACUUUUUCAGAAUUAUUUUCUUGUUUUUUCUCGUGCAAAAGAUUUGAGAAAAGAUUACGCAACUUCUUAGCAUGUGUAGUAGGCACCUACCAUUUCUUACUGCAAACUUUUGGUAAUACUUUCAAACUUUUUUUUUUUUUAUGACAGUAUAACCCCUAUAUUGAAAAAAAACUAUCUCAUUUUCUAGUGUUAGAACUGUCGCAAAGCUUUAGUCUACAUUAUUUUUAAUAGUUUUAGCUGACACUUUUAAACGUUAGUGAUUUGGGUGAAAUCCAGUGUUCAGAAGUGCUCAGCCACAAUGUCCUUCGGAACCAUUUCUUUUGAGAUUCUUUUUCUUGGUGUAAAAGACGCAGUAACUCCCCCACCGCUGCGGGUGCGGGGUCCCCGGCGCUGAGCCAUCGGGGACACCUGGGCAGCACCGACGCCGUGUGGCCUUUCGGCUCUCCCUGAACGGCCCCCCCGGUUACACGCUCGUCCGUGCGGAGCUGGGGCUUUUCUGUGCCUGUUUUUACUGUUGGUAGCUUUGUCUGUUCUUUGCUUCUGUUGUUUGCGUUGUGGCGUGUCGGGUUCUGCUCCAGGUGCGUCACCAGGCGGACAACGGCUCGGCUGCUCCCGGCAUCAGCUCCGGCCCUUGGUGGCUGUCGCAGCACUCGUGGCCGCACCGGCUGUGACUGUGCCACGGCUGUGACUGCGGCGGUGUUGGUGUGUCCAGUUUGUAGAACUGCAUUAACAUAAAUAAAACCAUGGGCCGAAGCCCCCUCUGUGCACCACGAAGGGGAAAGAAAUGAAAUGCACUUUAUGUGGCACAAAGUGUAACUUGUCGGCUGUGCACGUGAACGGCCCUGGGUGAAUAUUAGUUUUUCCUCAUCCAUUUUAAAGGAGAGUAUUUUUUCCUACAGCAGUAGGGUCUCAACCACUUCCCAUUUUAACAAUAGGAUAAAGCUAACCUAUGGGGCACAUUGUUUGUUUAGAAAAGGGAAAAAUGGUUAAAAAUGAGCCUUACAUGCAGCUAUGACUAAGAUACCAUCAUGUCAGCAAAGAAUAUAUUUUUACAAUGGCCACUUAUGGGCCCAGGAGAGGUUUCAGGUCCGAUGCACACAAAAAACCCCACCCAACUCAUUGACUCCUG